CCUUCUCUCGCAUGGCUUACAAUACGGGGAGUAGGUGUUGCCACAUUCCCCAUAAACAUGGCCUUAUUUCGUCCAGACACGACAACCUAUUUCGCAUGCUCUAAGGCUGUAUGGUUCUUACAAAUGAUCUAAGAUUUAGCAUGUUUACGUCCGUUUUUGCACAUGCACGCCGCGAACUAUAGUCGGACCCUAGCAUGCCUCCGAAGGCAGUGCCAUUGGCAUUAGCUGGCCGCAAAUUAACAGGUCCACCAGAAGGCUAUGGAAAGGUUAAGGAGCAGCAGGUUAAGCAGUGGAUUUCGGGCCUACCUUCUGCGGACGAAUGGGAGCUACCAGAGGUCGCAUCCGUGGCGACCCUCGCCGAGGUUGAUGCUUCCCGGGAGGACCUGUACCGCAGCCUACGUGACAGCACGGAUGGCUACGGGCCUGUGCCCCCCGCUCCCGCCCGCCCAACCAGCGCCCGGGUCCCACCCGCCCUCCCAGAGCCGCCGAGGGCUGUGGUUGGGGUUACGCCGGCCCAGCAGCAGCAGCAGCCGGCGGGUAGUGGCGCCCGAGUAAUCGCCACAAGCAAGCAGCAGCAGCAGUCGGCGCCACAGCCUCCCUCAGCCCCGGCGGCCGCCGAGCAGCCGCCAGCCCGGCAAAGCCAGGACCGCACCCAGGUGCCGGCACAGACGCAGGGCCCCAGCGCUGCCCGCCAAAGCCAGCAGCAGCAGCAGCAGCCACCACCGCCCGGACCCAGGCAGCCCCUCGCCUCCUCCCUACCGUUGCCCGCACCAAGCCCCAACUCCAGCCCCAUAAAAGCCGCCAGCCAUGCUGCUGCUGCUGGGGCUACCACCACCGCAGCAGCGUCUGCCGCAGCAACACCUGCGGCAGCAGCAGCAGCAGCAGCUGCGACAGGUCCUGCUGCGGGUGCGGCGCACCCAGGCACAUCGUCGACACCAGCGGUGCUGCCAGCGCCCGCAGCUGCAGCAGCAGCCAGCAGUACCCAGCUGCAACCACAUUCCCAGCAACCCCCGGUGCAGGGGGGAGGUGCUGCUACUGCUACUGCUACUGCCACUGGCGGUGCCAGUGCACAGUCUGGAGCAGCAGCAGCAGCAGCAGCAGCCUCCAACGCCACCCAGCCUGCAGCCACAGCCAGGUCCGUUACUAUUACUGCUACAGCGGCUGCUGCCGCAGCCGCCGCGGCAGCCCCUCUACGAGCCUCAGCAGCAGGCGGUGCCGGUGCCGGCAAUGGCAGCGGUCGGAACAAUACCGGAUCCGCGGCGGCUACUGGAAAUGGAGCGGUGGAGGGACAGGGAGCAGCAGGGGUAGGUGUCUCUCCUGUAGGGGUACCGGCCGGGGCAGCAGCAGCAACAGCGGCGGCAGCAGCAGCUGGAGCGCCCUUGCGAGGAGCAGGCGCAGCCGGGCUGGCAGCAGGUGGCACAGCCCCUGUGAUGGGGACCAGCCGGGAGGUGAAUAGGAUCUUUGGGUGGCUGGAGGAGGAGGAGGAGAGGCUGCAGCAGCAGCAGCUGGCAGCGUCGCCGAGUGCGCGCAAAGCAGAGGAGAAGCACCGUCGAGCUCUGCAGCAGGCGCAGGAGGAGCAGCAGGCUGCCCUGCAGCGUGCGGCUGCUGCGGAGGCGGAGCUAGGUCGGGCGAGGGCGGAGGCGCUGGCAGCCCAGCAGGAGGCCAGGAGGCUGAAGCUGGAGUUGGAGGAGGGCGCUGAGGAACGCGACCAGCAGCUGGCGGCAGCGCAGGCGGAGCUGGCGGCGGCGACGGCGCAGCUGCGGGAGCAGGCGGCGCGGGCGGCACGGGAGAUCGACGCUGCUGCCUCCGAAACCGCCGCUGCCCGCGCUGCUGCCGCCUCCCUGCAGCGGGAGCUCGCACUGGCGCGCAGGCAGCACGAGCAGGACCGAGUGCGAUUGGAGGCCAAGGCUGCCUCGCUGCAGGCCUCCCUGGAGGAGGAGCGGCGGGCGGCGGCGGCAGCCAGGGCGGAGCGGGACAAGGCGGCGGCGGCGUUGCAGGCCGAGGUGGCAGCCCGCAAGGCGGCGGAGGAGUCCGAGCGGAAGGCGCUGCGGGCGGCAGCAAAGCAGGCUGAGAUCCAGGAGGCUUGUCAGGCCACGGCGGCCGCCGCGCAGGCAGCCAAGCAGCGGCUGGCGGCGGCAGCGCAGCGAGUGGCGGCGGUGCGGGCGGCCGACCCGGCGGCGGCGGCGCUGGAGGCGCUGGCGGCGGGGGCUGCAGCUGGGGGCGCUGGCGGACCGGGAGUGGCAGCCGGGUCACCCGGUGCUGUCCACGGCUCACCCGCCGCCCGGCCCACGUCAGCAGGAGGCAAGGCACUGCCAGGUGGGGGAUCACCAGGACAGCCACACAAGCAGCCGCCACAGCAGGGAGCUGAGCCCGGCGCCGCCGCUGCUGCUGCCAGCACCGCCACUGCUACAGCCGCUGCCGCUGCUGCCGCCGCUGCCGCCGCCGCUCGCGCCGACGGCCACCGCGCGCUCUCCCGUGUCGUGGCUGCUGAGCGGGCGCAGCUGGGGGAGCUGCUGCAGCAGCAGCGGCGCAACGCGGCAGCAGCGGAGCUGGCGGAUGCUAGGGUUGCCGAGGCGGCCCUAGCUGCGGCUCCGGAGCACCUGCGGGUGCUGGGGCUGGCCUUCCGCGCCUACCUCGUCACCGGCGCGGGGGGCGACUGGGAGGCGGCGGAGGAGCAGGAGGAGCAGCAGCAGCAGGAGGGCGGGGCGCUGCGUCAGGGAGGGGUGAACAGGAGGCCAGUGCAGAAGGGCAAGGCGGCGGGGGCGGCAGGGGUCAGUGCUGCCGCGGUGGCGGAGGUGGCGGGGGCCCUGGCUGCGGGGCUCAGCCGGGCGGGGUACCGGGUGUACUUGGACCCGGCGGGCGCGCAGCCCCGCUACGACCAGCCCUACGAGUCCCCCCCCUCCGCCCCGCUGGCGGGGCUGUCCGCGGCGGUGGUGGUGCUGGCACGGCCCGGACUCCUGCGCAGCCGCAUGGCCAGGGCCGAGCUAGCUGCCGCCGCCCGCCACGGCUGCCAGCUGGUGCUGCUGGCGCCCCCGGGGCUCAGCUGCGAGGAAGCAGCGGCAGCGGGGGAGGUGGGGGCUGCCGCUGCCGACCCCACCGUACAGCAGCAGCUUGAGAUGGCCCGCGAGGCUCUUCGCUCCGCCUGGCCCACCCGACUGCCCCUGCCCUCCGUCCCCGCCUCCUCCUCCUCCUCGCCACCCCCCUCCUCCUCCGCCGCCUCCACAUCCACCGCCACCGUGGCAGCAGUCGCCGCCCGCCUGGGCCUCACAGACCCCCAACUGGCGCUCCUGCCGCCGCGGGCGUUACAGCCGCUCGCGCUGUCCAGGACGCGCGUCAUGCCUGACCUACGCUUCCUCAACGCGCCGCAGCCGCAGCAGUUGCUGAUGCCUCUGUCACAACCCAACGCGGCGGCGGGAGGAAGCGGCGUCGCGUUCGGUAGCAGCGUUGGCGGUAGUGGUGGUGCGGGAGGUCUGGGUGCGGGUGGUGGUGCGGUGGUGGGGUUGCAGCACCUGAAGCUGGGGGGUUCAGCAGCAGCAGCAGGCGGAGGAGGGGGCGGAGGUGGAGGCGGGUGGGAGGCGCUUGCGGAGGUGCUGUGUGCGGUGUUGCGAGGCAACACCUCCCUCACGGCACUGACACUGCAGGGCUGCCCCGCCCCCGCCGCUCGCCGCAUCACGGAGGCCGCCCUCAGCAGCCCCGCCUGCCGCCUGGCAGCCAUCACCGUCUCCUCCCGCAUACCCAUCGCCGCACUCGCCGGCCGUCCAGCCUCCUCCCUUGCUGCAGCCUCCACGGCUUCCACGACCUCCACCUCCGCCGCGCAGCAGCAGCAGCAGAGCGGCUAUCGGCCGCAGCAGCAGCAGCCGCAGCCUCCCUCUGUCAUCUAUUUGGGGGCACCAGGCGGCGGCACAGCAGCAGCAGGUGGAGGAGGAGGUGGGGGUGGGGGUGCCGGUGGCAGGGCCGGUGCCUCCGUUGAGGAUACGCCGCUGUCGGACGAGGAUGCCGAGGUAGUGGCGGCGGCGUUGCGGGCGCGAGCAGCGGCACUGGCAACCGCAGCAACCGCAACCGCAGCAGGGGCAGAUGCAGGGGCAGGGGCGGCAGGAGCAGGGGCAGGGGCAGGGGCGGCAGGAGCUCCGCCGCCGCCGCCGCUGGAGGCGCUUUGGUUCCCUGCCGCCUGCAACCGGCGUCUGGGUGCGGGCGCGGUGGCGGUGCUGGUGGCGGCGUUGGAGGGGCUGCCGGGGCUGCGGGAGCUCAAUGGGGUGGACCUGCAGGCUGCGGCGGCAGCAGCGGGGGCCGGCGGCAGGGCCGGGGCGCAGCAGGAGGGAAGCGAGGAGGGCAGCAGCUGUGGCGGCGGCGGAGGGGUGUUGGACUUGAGUGACUCACGCUGCGGACCGCUGGUGCUGGCGCUGCUGCUGCGGCGGGUGAAGCCGCACCUGCCCUCCCUGCUCGCACUCAAUCUCACGGGCAGCGAGGUGGGGCCGGUGGGGGCGGCAUGCCUGCUGUCGGCAGCGCGCGAGGCGGCGGGCGCGGAGGAGGAGCACCCCUCGGCGGCCGGCGGCCCUGCUACUACUGCUGCUGCUACUACUGCUGGGGGCCGUAACAGCGGUGGUGUUGGUGGUGUCCGGAGGGGUUUAGCGGCGCUUGAGAUGGCCUGUCUGGCGGAUAACGGCUUUGGACCCAAGGGAGUGGCGGACGUGUUGGAAGCUCUGACGGCGGCCACUGGCAGCAGCAGCAGCAGCAGUGGAAGCCGCAUGGGGACCGGAGCAGCUGCUGCUGCUGCCUCUGCCGCUGCUGGCGCCCCCCGCUGUCGCGUGCUGGACCUGGCUCUCAACGGCAUGGGCGACGCGGGCUGCAAGGCGCUCUGCCGCUGCCUGCCGCUCCUAGCGCCCCGGCUGGAGGU
This is a messenger RNA of Astrephomene gubernaculifera, 4894 nucleotides long. The record is from the annotation of a GenBank genome assembly. NCBI's taxonomy places the organism in Eukaryota, Viridiplantae, Chlorophyta, Chlorophyceae, Chlamydomonadales, Astrephomenaceae.